This is a messenger RNA of Suillus clintonianus, 2973 nucleotides long. Its product is annotated as glycoside hydrolase family 5 protein. The coding region runs from base 113 to 2785 and encodes 890 amino acids. Lineage: Eukaryota; Fungi; Basidiomycota; Agaricomycetes; Boletales; Suillaceae. The transcript has 3 exons. The record is from RefSeq and is a predicted model, not a curated record. Gene Ontology annotation, molecular function: steryl-beta-glucosidase activity. Gene Ontology annotation, biological process: ergosteryl 3-beta-D-glucoside catabolic process.
ACUUCUCCACAGUUCUGUUACCCCCACCAGUACGACCACUACGCUUGGAACGACAGCGAGAUUGCUGAAAAAUAAGGACUUCAGAUUUAAUAAAAUUUCUGCCGUCGCAACCAUGCCUCGUGUGCCAUCUGGAGACGCCUCAUUUAUCCAUACGCUCGAUGGUAAUUUUGUCGAUAACGCUGGUCGUACCCUUCUGCUACGCGGCGUGAACCUAUCUGGUUCCUCCAAAGCACCCGUGAACCAACCUUCUCAGGUCCUUGAUGGAUUUUGGGAAGAAGCAAAGAUUGGCAGUGAGAGCUUUAUAGGCCGACCACUAAAGCUGGAUGACGCGGACGAGCACCUCGCCCGCUUGCGGGGUUGGGGUUUCAAUAUGUUGCGCUUUCCUGUAACCUGGGAAUCCCUGGAACACGAAGGACCAGGGAAAUAUGAUUAUGAUUUUAUGGAUUACACAAUAGAGAUACUGCGGAAAUGCAAGGCGCAUGGAUUCAAAGUUUAUUUGAAUCCUCACCAAGACAUCUGGUCUCGUUUUUCAGGCGGUUCAGGAGCACCUUAUUGGACACUCGUUGCAUGUGGUUUAAAUCCAGGUGCAUUCAGUGCCACCCAAGCAGCUAUAAUUCAUUGCGAGUACCCCACUCCCGCGUCCCGCGAACCCGCGGAAAUGCCUGCCAUGAUAUGGUCAACAAACUAUGGCAGACUUGUCUCGCAAACCAUGUUCACUCUCUUUUUCGGCGGUUCCACGUUCGCGCCAAAAUGCAUCAUUGACGGGGUCAACAUUCAGGAAUACCUCCAGACGCACUUCGCAAACGCCUUUGCAAAGUUGGCGGAGCGAGUGGCGGAGGCUGGGGAUCUUCUUGAUGAAGUUGUCAUUGGUUGGGACAGCAUGAACGAGCCAGCAGAAGGGCUCAUCUCAUGGGAUGACCUCAAUGCUUAUCCGCAACAACAGGGUUCCACGCUCAAGAAGGGCACCGUUCCAUCCCCAGCGCAGAGCUUCCGUCUCGGUAUGGGUCAGGUGCAGACGCUUGACAACUUCUCUUUUGGCUCCAUGGGUCCAAAGCGCGAUGGUACUGUCACCAUAGACCCCAACGGCGUCAAGGCAUGGUCAGAUCCCUCUACGGAGCCUGGAGGCAUUCACCCACGCUGGGGCUGGAGGCGUGACCCUGGUUGGACGCUCGGCGAAUGCAUAUGGGCUUUGCACAAUGUAUGGGAUGUGCAGAGUGGAUACGUUCUGGAGCCCGACUAUUUCGCACAUGUUCCAGGAACAGAAGAUCCCGUACAUUUUCUACACGCCUUCUUCCUUCCCCACUACGCUCUUUACCUGAAAGCAAUUAGAGCGCACCAUCCACAAGCCAUCGCGUUCGUGCAGCCCCCCGUCUUUGCUCAACCUCCUCCGAUACCUGAGGAGCUGUUGCAGGGCAGGGCAUGCUAUUCGACGCAUUAUUACGAUGGCCUAACGCUCGUUACACGCCACUGGAACUGGUUCAACGCUGAUGCCCUUGGUCUCCUGCGGGGAAAAUAUUCAACGCAGAUACAAGCUCUACGCGUAGGCGAACGCGCCAUACGGAACAGCCUUCAAAGCCAACUCGGGUAUCUGAAGGCGGACGCGACACAACUAGGUGCGCUUCCACCUACCGGCCCAGCGCGAUACCCAACUAUCAUUGGAGAGAUUGGAACACCUUUCGAUAUGGAUGCCAAACGCUCGUAUGGAUACACUGAUGGUGGCAAGUACAAGGGUGACUACUCGCGGCAAGAGCGUGCACUAGAUGCAAGUUUGAAUGCGGCGGAUGGCGAGAACUGCUUGAACUGGACAGUAUGGACGUACUGUCCCGAUAGCUCGCACCCGUGGGGGGAUGGGUGGAAUAUGGAGGAUCUCAGCUUAUGGUGUGGCGAUGACCUGCGCGCAGGAGAAGCGGAAAGGGUUCCAGCCCUCCAGAUAUCAUCCAAAAUGUCAAUGGGUUCAUUAGCGCCGGCACGAGCGUCAACCCUCACAAUAUCAACACUCCCGGCUUAUUCGUCGCCUUACGCCAGUUCUAGUGUUGAAGAAGGCGAACCUGUGCAGUGCGAAGCCGCCUCUCUCCUAUCGUUCCUUACAAACGGCGCUCGUGCCGUGCGCGCUUUUUGUCGCCCAUGGCCAAUAGCGGUCGUUGGUACCCCUUCGAACAUCCAGUUCGACAUCUCCAAAGCCGCCUUCCACCUUACUCUCAAGGUCAACGCAGAAGACAUACCCGUCGACGAUGACGAUGUUCUAGCGACAGGAAUGAAAGGAUUGUGCAAGGAUAGUUCCUUGCCCACUGAAAUUUUCUUGCCUCUCGUUCAUUUCGCCUCGGAUGCUUGCUUGGGCAAAACCCUCGGUUCUAACGCCCGGGGCCAAGUCGAUGAUUCCAUGGAUAUCGGGCAAGAAGGGAGUAGCCGCGGUGCAUCAGGAACGACAACACCUCGCGCGUACACGUCAUCCACGCUCACUCUUCCUGUGAGUUCUCAACCGGCGCUCUCGCCAGUCAUAUUCAAGGAUGACUGGUACGACAUCACUGUCACUCCAUCCGAGGGUCGCGUAGAGCUUCUUGCAUCGGAGCAGAAGCUUCUCUGGUUUUACACUAUACCAACGGAUGAGAAGGAAGACAAGGAGUUAACGAUAGAGGUGCGCCGUUCAUCGGGCGCCAUCAAAGCCAGUGCACUUGGGCUUGGGUAUACCAGUGAGACCAGAGCGAGAGACGGGUGCGCCGGAUGGCUGGAUGAGGCAGGGUUACUUGGCGAAGGGUGGUGCCCUGAUGGAUGUUCGAUUAUGUGAAGUGACAGUUACCUUACCUUAUGCUUUCCUUUCUUCCUCGGGACAACACAUUCUUUGUAGGAAAAAAACAUUAUAUGUAGUAUAACUCUUGACCGCCUCUUAAGCUUGUAAGAUCGAAUUCAUACUAUAUUGGCAGAGAUUAAAUUUGCUCUUGUCAAGUCGUUCAUCGACCCUAUCCAAUCCUAUCA